GAGGUGGAGGCGGUGGAGGGUGGAAGUGUUAAGUCUCGGACCCCAGCUGUCUAGAGCCCUGCCCACUCCGUGCGCGGCUCCGAAGCCCGGCGUCGUCGGUCCCCCGCCAGCCCUCAAGAGGACCGGCUUUGCCGCGGCGCCGUAGUUCGGGCUGUUUCCACCUAGUGCUAGGCCUGAGCGCCUUCCUAGCUUACCUCACAGCAGCCCACUCGCCUUGCUCGGGGCCUGGGGAUCUUCCCCUCCGCGCCGGGUGCGCCCUAACCCACCUCCCAGUGCAGCCCUCCCUGCUUAUUUCUGGGAUCCAGCCCCAGACUGGACUGGGAACCCGCUCCGGUUGGGAUCUGAGAGGGCCUAUUGCAAUGGUUACAGCUCUGGCCUUGAGCCUGUGGACAUCCUUCUUCUGGUUCUGCCGACUAUCUGCUGUGACAUUAGUCUAGCCUCUUUCCUUCCCUGGGCCUGUUCCUCUAACUGAUCUGGUGCUCCAUUAUUGAGUUAGCGUCAGAGCUGCUGACGCUCUGCUGACCAGCGCAGAAACAGCUCACACUCUUCUCUCCACUGACAGCAGAUUUUAGAUAAAGUCUUGAAGAAGAAAUUGGGGCCAGAGAGGGAAGUGAGGAAAAUCAGAUCCCAGAUCUUCGAGAAGGAGCUGUAAGGACAACACACCCUCCACCAUAGCCCAUCAGGCAGAAGGAGAAGGUUGCAUAAGAGGAAGCCUGUGGCAUCUGAUCUUUCUGGACUUGGAGCCAGCAGUAGAGAUAUUUCCUCUGGAGCUGUGUCCCUUGGUUGCAUGCUUGGUUGAGAAGAGCCAGAGCUCACAGGCCUCCUAGAAUAACAGCCCCAAACAGGCUAGUGCCACCCUCCAGCUGCCCAGGGGAUGUGGUUGUGAGGCAGAAUCCACAGACCCCGUGGGAAGAGGGCUCUGAGUGCCAUGGCCCAGGUCAGCAUCAACAAUGACCUUGGCGAGUGGGGUCUGAGCACGGACUCCGGGGAGCGGGCCCGUCUGCUGCAGAGUCCCUGCGUGGACACAGCCCCCAAGAGUGAAGGGGAGGCGUCUCUUGAGAGUCUGGGCAGAGGCACCACUUCCACAAUUGGGGCCAUCUUCAUCGUCGUCAAUGCCUGCCUGGGUGCAGGGCUGCUCAACUUCCCAGCGGCCUUCAGCACCGCAGGGGGCGUGGCAGCCGGCAUCACGCUGCAGAUGGGCAUGCUGGUCUUCAUCAUCAGCGGCCUCGUCAUCCUGGCCUACUGCUCCCAGGCCAGCAAUGAGAGGACCUACCAGGAGGUGGUGUGGGCUGUGUGUGGCAAACUGACAGGCGUGCUGUGUGAGGUGACCAUUGCCAUUUACACUUUUGGCACCUGCAUCGCCUUCCUCAUCAUCAUCGGGGACCAACAAGACAAGAUUAUAGCUGUGAUGGCAAAGGAGCCUGAGGGGGCCGGCAGCAGCUCCUGGUACACAGACCGAAAGUUCACUAUCAGCCUCACUGCCUUCCUCUUCAUCCUGCCCCUUUCCAUCCCCAGAGAGAUCGGCUUCCAGAAGUAUGCCAGCUUCUUGAGCGUCGUGGGCACCUGGUACGUCACUGCCAUCAUUAUCAUCAAAUAUAUCUGGCCAGAUAAAGAGAUGACCCCAGGGGACAUCCUGACUAGGCCAGCUUCCUGGGUAGCCGUGUUCAAUGCUAUGCCCACCAUCUGCUUCGGAUUUCAGUGCCACGUGAGCAGUGUGCCGGUCUUCAAUAGCAUGCGGCAGCCCAAGGUGAAGACCUGGGGUGGGGUGGUGACAGCCGCCAUGGUCAUAGCCCUCGCUGUCUACAUGGGCACGGGCAUCUGUGGCUUCCUGACCUUUGGAGCUGCUGUGGACCCCGAUGUGCUCCUAUCCUACCCCUCGGAGGACAUGGCUGUGGCUGUUGCCCGUGCCUUCAUCAUCCUGAGCGUGCUCACCUCCUACCCCAUCCUGCACUUCUGUGGGCGGGCGGUGAUCGAGGGCCUGUGGCUGCGCUACCAGGGGAUGCCCGUGGAGGAGGACGUGGGGCGGGAGCGGCGGCGACGCGUGCUCCAGACUCUGGUCUGGUUCCUGCUCACCCUGCUGCUGGCACUCUUCAUCCCUGACAUCGGCAAGGUCAUCUCAGUCAUCGGAGGCCUGGCUGCCUGCUUCAUCUUUGUCUUCCCAGGGCUCUGCCUCAUUCAAGCCAAACUCUCGGAGAUGGAAGAAGUCAAGCCAGCCAGCUGGUGGGCGCUGGUCAGUUAUGGUGUCCUCUUGGUCACCCUGGGAGCCUUCAUCUUCGGCCAGACCACAGCCAACGCCAUCUUUGUGGAUCUCUUGGCAUAACCACUGCCUCCCAGGCAACACAUGGCCUUUGCCACUGGACCCAGGAGCCCAUCUCUUAGAGUUGUGGGGUCACCUUGAGUCCAGCAUCAUUCCCAACUGCUGGUAGGAUGACAUCUGGACAUCCUUUUCCAAGAACGGUUCUGGAGUAAAAUCAGGCCUCACACCUCUGGAUGGCUCAGACCCAGCUCCCCCUGCUCUCCAGUCCCGGCAGUUCCACAAUGGAGGGAGGAGGUCUUGUAUCACAGAAGAACCUUCUCUGUCCUUCAACUCUCGACUUCUCCACCCCUGAAAAGCAUGGGUGAGGAGGAUCAAAACAUCUCAGAAAAAAGACCGCAGCCUGACUUUUCUUUGGAGAAAGUAUGGGCAAAGGGCCACUCAACAGAGCACCCUGUCCUGAGCAGGACCUGUGCUCAUUAUCCCGGGACUCAGUGCCUGCUCCAGUUGGGCAGCCGCUUGGCCAGCCGUGACUUCUCUGGGAUCUGGCAAUUUCCAAAGGUAGCACAAAAGUCAUACAGACGCACAGAGGUAGAUAGAGUCAUGCCUUGUCCACCCCCAGCCUGGGUCCAAAGUGAACCUGUAGACCUCUUUUCCGUGGCUAUUUGACAUCUCCCAAGACUUUGAGGCCUCACCCUCUUUCCCCAAAGCUGAGGGUCCAGGCAUCCUUCUCCUCCUCCAUCUCCAGACAUCAUCAAGUCUAAUGUUUACAAACGGUGCCAGCCCGGCUCUGACCCAAAGGACAGGGGCCGUCCCGUGCCACCACGGUGCUGUGAGUACUCCUCAGUUAGCUUUCCCCUUGGCAGGAAGUCUGUUUAUCUCACUCAGAUUCCAGAUGGGCCCCUCGUUUCUGUGGCACAGGGUGGGUAAGAGAGAAGGCUGGGAAUCUUUCAAACCCACGUAGGUUGGGUCGGUCAGGGUCCAGGUGAGCCUCUCUGUUACCUUCUCUUUCAGUGACUGCUUCUCUCUGCCUGCCCUCUGCUCCCCUCUCCCCUGGCAACCCCAGCAGGAUAGCCCACAGAGAAGAAGAGCAGCCGAGUUGUCACUGACUGGGCAGCACUUGAGUGUAGUCACGCCGGUCUAGAAGUUUCCCUUCUGGUCCAGAUCUUGUCUGCUCCCUCCCCCCCAGCAUUUCUUCAGCCCCUCCCCCAGUUUUCUAGCUCAGUCUCUCCUGCUCAUGUAACACUGGGGCAGGAGGUGUGCCCAACCCUCUCGUGUCAGCAUCCUCAGCUCCACAAGCCCACCAGACCUGGCCUCAAUGACCCGACACCGAGGUCACACGUGGGUUGUACCCCAGGUGGGGUGAGGAGGGACACUCUUCUCCCAUUCUCAAUUCCCAGUUUUCCCUCCUUGGCUGUUCACUUUGACCAAUGCCAGGCAUUGAAUCAGGCCUCCUCCACCUGGAACUCCUAGAAUUUCCUUGGCCCUGCCUGCCCCAAACCUCUGUACCAGGGGUGAGAGGGACCCCCACCCCACAGCCCUCCACUCAGGGCAGUGAGACCACAGAAGCAGAAACUGGCCGCGGCCAGAUGGGCUUCUGCUCAGGUCCCGGAUUGGAUGACUCACCUUUCUUCACAUCCCUCAGCCCCUCAGCCCCUGGAGCCAGACCCCCUGUGCUGUUUUCUCUCCGCCCCCUGCACAGCACCAGGUCCUUUCAGUGUGCAUCCAUGCUCAGUCAAGGGAUGGGGGUGUAAGGGGAGUCCUCACACAGAAACAGACCCAUCAGAAAAAGGAGCUGGAAUCUGGCCACGUGGCCUAAGCUCAGGAGCCCCCUGCCCUGCCUUCCCAGCCAGGGUAUUUUACUGUUUCUUUUCUACUUGUGCACAUUCAUACCAGAGAGGAUGGCUAAUAAAAAGAGACUGUGCUGCUGA
Messenger RNA from Felis catus (domestic cat), 4185 nucleotides. It is a transcript of the gene SLC38A7, whose product is annotated as solute carrier family 38 member 7. Gene Ontology annotation, biological process: amino acid transmembrane transport. Gene Ontology annotation, molecular function: L-serine transmembrane transporter activity; L-aspartate transmembrane transporter activity; L-methionine transmembrane transporter activity. Bases 929 to 2320 code for a protein of 463 amino acids. The record is from RefSeq and is a predicted model, not a curated record. The transcript has 12 exons. Lineage: Eukaryota; Metazoa; Chordata; Mammalia; Carnivora; Felidae.